Molecule: messenger RNA, 570 nt
Organism: Chelonia mydas (Green sea turtle)
Lineage: Eukaryota; Metazoa; Chordata; Testudines; Cheloniidae
Product: perforin-1-like
Exons: 1
Coding region: 1-570 (189 amino acids)
Source: RefSeq, a predicted model, not a curated record
AUGAUUCCAACCAUCCAAUGGAUCCAUCCAGUAAACAAAGUAAUGUAUCUUGUACCUGUUCUCAACCUAGUUACCAUUUUGCGUUGCAUAUGCAGGGGAGGUUGCAUUGUGGGUUGCAUAUGCGGCUCUCUAUGUGGCCUGGGGAAGCUCAUGGUGACAGUGAAGCGGGCCAGCGGCCUGUGGGGGGAUUACUUUUCCGCUACAGAUGCCUUUGUCAAGGUCUUCUUUGAGAGAAGAGAGAUGCGGACUGGCACCAUCUGGGACAACAACAAUCCCGUCUGGAACGUCCACUUGGACUUUGGUACCGUCCGCAUCACCAACGCCAGCAAGAUUCGUGUUCAGGUUUGGGACGAGGACAAGUGGAAGAAUGAAUUGCUGGGAAGCUGCGACAUCCCGCUGGAGUCUGGGGGGCCCCACCAGAAGGAUUGCUACCUGAACCACGGCCGCAUCUGGUUCCAGUACAGCCUGCGCUGUGGGCCCCACCUCGAGGGCCGGAGCUGCUUCGACUAUGUCUCCCAGCCAUCCCAGCAGAGCACAGCCAAGGGGAAGGAGGUGGAGGCCUUCUGGUGA